Molecule: messenger RNA, 7849 nt
Organism: Gopherus flavomarginatus (Mexican gopher tortoise)
Lineage: Eukaryota; Metazoa; Chordata; Testudines; Testudinidae
Gene: GLG1
Product: golgi glycoprotein 1
Exons: 27
Coding region: 27-3479 (1150 amino acids)
Cellular component (GO): Golgi membrane
Molecular function (GO): fibroblast growth factor binding
Source: RefSeq, a predicted model, not a curated record
GCAGGCUGGAGGGUGUCGGAUCCAAGAUGGCGCCGUGCGGACGUGUCCGGAGCCCCUGGCCGGGCCCGCUGGCGCUGCUGCUCCUCUCGCUCUCGCUCUCGGCCGCGGAGCCGGCCGCAGGGGGGCCCGGGCUGGGGGCGGCUGGCCAGGGCGGCCAGCAGCAGGUCCCGGCGGGCGGGACGGGCCCCGGGGGGCGGGGGCCCCGCGGCGGCGGCGGCUCCAGCGGCGGGUGGAAGCUGGCGGACGAGCCCGCCUGCCGCGAGGACGUGACUCGCGUCUGCCCCAAGCACAGCUGGGCCAACAACCUGGCCGUGCUGGAGUGUCUGCAGGACGUGAGAGAGCCGGACAAUGAAAUCUCUUCAGACUGCAACCAUCUGUUGUGGAACUACAAAUUGAACCUGACUACAGACCUGAAGUUUGAAUCCGUGGCCAGAGAGGUCUGUAAGUCCACCAUAGCAGAGAUCAAAGAAUGUGCAGAUGAGUUAGCUGGGAAAGGCUACUUGGUGUCCUGUUUGGUGGACCAUAGAGGUAACAUCACUGAAUACCAGUGUCACCAGUAUAUCACCAAAAUGACAGCCAUCAUCUUCAGUGAUUACCGUCUGAUCUGUGGCUUCAUGGAUGAUUGCAAGAAUGAUAUUAAUGUCCUCAAAUGUGGCAGCAUUCGACCUGGAGAAAAGGAUGCGCACUCACAAGGAGAGGUGGUGGCCUGCCUGGAGAAAGGGCUGGUAAAGGAGGCAGAGGAGAGUGAUCCCAGAAUUAAGGUUUCUGAUGAGUGUAAGAAAGCAAUUCUUCGUGUGGCUGAACUCUCCUCUGAUGAUUUCCACUUGGACCGACACCUGUACUUCGCAUGCCGCGAUGACCGGGAACGCUUCUGUGAAAAUACUCAGGCUGGGGAAGGCCGGAUUUACAAGUGCCUUUUUAACCACAAGUUUGAAGAAUCAAUGAGUGAAAAGUGUCGUGAUGCACUGACAACCCGUCAAAAGCUGAUUGCUCAGGACUAUAAAGUCAGUUAUUCACUGGCAAAAUCCUGUAAAAGUGACCUGAAGAAGUACCGCUGCAAUGUGGAGAACCUUCCCCGGUCCCGGGAAGCCAGGCUUUCCUACCUGCUGAUGUGUCUAGAGUCUGCAGUGCACAGAGGUCGGCAAGUGAGCAGUGAGUGCCAGGGUGAAAUGUUGGAUUACCGGCGCAUGCUAAUGGAAGACUUCUCGCUGAGCCCGGAAAUCAUUCUGAGCUGCCGAGGGGAGAUUGAACACCACUGCUCAGGACUGCAUCGGAAAGGGCGUACUUUGCAUUGCCUGAUGAAAGUUGUACGUGGGGAGAAGGGAAACGUUGGACUCAACUGCCAGCAGGCGCUUCAAACUCUGAUUCAAGAGACUGACCCUGGUGCAGAUUACCGCAUUGACAGAGCUUUGAAUGAGGCUUGUGAAUCAGUAAUACAGACGGCUUGCAAACACAUACGAUCUGGAGAUCCAAUGAUUCUGUCAUGCCUUAUGGAGCACUUGUACACUGAGAAGAUGGUAGAGGACUGUGAACACAGGCUCCUGGAGCUCCAGUACUUUAUUUCUCGUGACUGGAAAUUGGAUCCAGUCCUUUAUCGCAAGUGCCAGGGAGAUGCUUCUCGACUCUGUCAUACCCAUGGCUGGAAUGAGACUACUAGUGACCUGAUGCCUACAGGGGCUGUCUUUUCCUGUUUGUACAGACAUGCCUACCGCACGGAGGAGCAGGGAAGGAGGCUGUCACGAGAGUGCAGAGCAGAAGUACAACGAAUCCUUCACCAGCGUGCAAUGGAUGUGAAGCUGGAUCCAGCCCUCCAGGACAAGUGCAUGAUCGACCUGGGAAAAUGGUGCAGUGAAAAAACAGAGACAGGGCAGGAACUUGAAUGCCUCCAGGACCAUCUUGAUGACUUAGUGGUUGAGUGCAGAGACAUAGUUGGAAAUCUUACUGAGUUGGAGUCUGAGGAUAUUCAGAUUGAAGCCUUGCUGAUGAGAGCGUGUGAGCCCAUCAUUCAGACGUUCUGUCAUGAGAUGGCAGAUAACCAGAUAGACUCUGGGGACUUGAUGGAAUGUUUGAUUCAGAACAAGCACCAGAAGGAGAUGAAUGAGAAGUGCGCCAUUGGAGUCACUCACUUCCAGCUGGUUCAAAUGAAGGAUUUCAGAUUCUCAUACAAAUUUAAAAUGGCUUGCAAGGAGGAUGUGCUGAAACUUUGCCCCAACAUCAAAAAAAAGGUGGACGUGGUGAUCUGUCUAAGCACUACGGUGCGCAAUGACACACUGCAGGAUGCCAGGGAGCAGCGAGUGUCUCUGAAGUGCCGCAAACAGCUGCGCGUCGAGGAGCUAGAGAUGACGGAGGAUAUUCGACUGGAACCAGAGCUGUAUGAGGCUUGUAAGAGUGACAUCAAGAACAAUUGCCCGAAUGUUCCCUAUGGCAAUGCACAGAUUAUUGAGUGUUUGAAGGAAAACAAGAAGCGUCUGAGCAACCGGUGUCACCAGAAAGUGUUUAAACUGCAGGAGAAUGAGAUGAUGGAUCCAGAACUAGACUACACACUCAUGAGGGUCUGCAAGCAAAUGAUCAAGAGGUUCUGUGCUGAAGCAGAUUCAAAGAACAUGUUGCAGUGUCUGAAACAGAAUAAGAACAAUGAGGUGAUGGACCCUAAAUGUAAACAAAUGAUCACCAAGCGACAGAUCACACAGAACACAGAUUACCGCUUGAAUCCAGUGCUCAGAAAGGCCUGCAAACAAGACAUUCCCAAAUUUUGCCAAAAUAUUCUGAGUACAGCUAAGGAUGAUGCAGAGUUGGAGGGGCAGGUCGUCUCCUGCCUCAAGUUGAAAUAUGCAGACCAGCGUCUGUCUCCAGACUGCGAGGAUCAAAUCCGAGUGAUAAUCCAGGAAUCUGCUCUUGAUUACCGGCUAGAUCCCCAGCUGCAAAUGCACUGUUCUGAUGAGAUCUCCAGGUUGUGUGCAGAGGAAGCAGCAGCGCAGGAACAGACUGGGCAGGUGGAGGAGUGCCUGAAAGUUAACCUGCUCAAAAUUAAACCUGAGAUGUGUAAAAAGGAGGUGCUCAACAUGCUGAAGGAGAGCAAAGCAGACAUAUUUGUUGAUCCAGUGCUUCACACAGCCUGUGCCCUAGACAUCAAACACCACUGUGCAGCCAUCCCACCCGGAAGAGGACGUCAGAUGUCUUGCCUAAUGGAAGCUUUGGAAGACAAGCGUGUGAGGUUACAGCCUGAAUGUAAGAAACGCCUUAAUGAUCGGAUUGAAAUGUGGAGCUAUGCUGCGAAGGUUGCCCCAGCAGAAGGCUUUUCUGAUCUUGCUAUGCAAGUGAUGACUUCUCCGUCCAAGAACUACAUCUUGUCUGUUAUCACAGUCAGCAUCUGUGUACUCUUCCUGAUUGGCCUCCUGUGUGGACGCAUCACCAAGCGGGUGACACGAGAGCUCAAGGACAGGCCACUCUCUGGUUGGGACCUGGGAUACACAGGUUGAGUGUGUGGUUCAAAUGUGGCAGUGUUGCACGAGAGUCGGCAUGUACAGUAAGAUAUAGAUAAAUAUAUUUUAUUAACCUGUUAGAUGUGUUCUCCUGUGCGUGCUGGAAUAUAAAUCAUGUGCCUAAUGCUGUCCACCUAGGCUAAUGCUUGAUCUAUAACUUUCUUUUCCUGCUCCCUGUUAUUGCACCGCUAAGUAAUUUCUGAAAUUUCCAGUGUUAUGUAUCGAUCUGAUACAAGGUGGGGGCAUUUCUGAAUGUGAACCAGCUGAUUCUAAUCAUGCUAUGUAAACAUACUGAUCUCUAAAAAUACUGUGAUUGCUUUUGCAAAAUGCUAGAGAGGGGUACAAAGUUAGGUUUUUGGUAACAUCUCUCUUCACCAUGCCACUUUGAAGAUAAAAAUAAACUAUUUUGAGACCCAGUCUUAGUAGUAUGGUGAUGACAGACUAGAAAAGCUCACGUGAAAGACAGUGGUUGGUGGCUGGAGUCCAACCAUGAGAGGCAAGGGACUGUACAUACUGGUCAGGCGAUGAUGGGAGAACCUGGGCGGUGGAGCAGGUUCCAUAGAAGAGAUCUGAUAUGCUGUAGGGUUCCAAAUAGGUGACAUGUAAGUCAUCCAUGGAACAGAAACGGAGCCUAAAUUCCUUCCCCCACCUUCCUUGCCCAAUGCUACUUGUGUGGUUUCCCUGAUUCUGCAGGAUUGAAUAAAGCUGAGAGCCAGGAAGACGACGGCAGAUCCCGUCACUUGCUUGAAGUGUAAAAGGGUGACACAAGUAUGCAUGUGGCAGUUGCAAAAGCGCAUGGUUUUACCUCUCGCUCAGCAUCAUUGCAACACUUUGUAACUGUCGGGGCAGCAGGUCAGACAGAUGGGGUGGAUUCAAAGUGCAGGAGGAGGGGAAACAAGAUUGUACAUUCUCCCCAGUGCACAGUCUUGCUUCUUUGGCAAUCCUAGUGCUGCUUAUGUUUUGCUAAGGCAAAAUUGAAUUGCCAUCCAGAAACUUUGUAUUUGUGAGGGAGCAUUUGCUACCUGUUUAACUUGAAGAACCCGACUGAGGAGGUGUGAAAUACAUUGACUAGCAUCUUCUGGUGAAUGCCAAAUGUAAUUGUAGUGAAAUACUGUAGAUGCUUUGUCAGCCGUGGUUCUGGCUGUGAAUCUUGGUGAGGGAAGAAGGGAAGUGCUGUUUGACUUUCCAGCUGAAGUUCUGUAUCCAAGUAGGUUAGGACAUGGGAAGACUUGAUUUCCUGUGUUUUCCGUUGCAGUAGACGUGAGAGGAAUGUUAAAGGCGAAAGACUAGUCAGCUGUGUAGUAUAGAUGGUAAGAACAGAGUGAACGUUGUUCUGUGGAAUGCAGGGUCUCUCCUAGCCAGUCUCUGUAUGCGUGUGUGCUCAAUUUGAAUGCAGUAUUGUCUUGUUACUUUAACCAGCUGCAGUUAUCGGCCCUGCAACUGUGUGUUGCUGAGACCUUCCUCGUACCCAGGUGCGUCUCUUGCUAACUAGAUUGUGCAUUGGUGUGAAGCCUUCACUAAGCAAACCCCAAGCAGCAACUGCACUUUCUGGGUAUUGCAUUGAGCAUCUGCAAUCUACCUGGUGUUUGCCUUCAAAAUCUCAUCCGGGGACUUAGUUUCAGAUGUCAGUGGACAAUGGAGCUGCUGUCGGUGGGGGAAGUAGGGAAAGCAGUUUAAUGAAGCCGGAAGGUGUGAUGUGACAUAUGUUUCUGGGCGGUUCCCUUCUGUAAUGGCAUGGUCAGAAGUGCAAUAGUGCAUAGGCCCAAGGGUCCUGUUGGAACUACAAAAGGGGAUCAAAUAAAGUCAAGAGAGACCUUCUUGCAGGGAACUGACAUGGUUAGGACUGGGCAAAGAGAACUUUGUCACUGGCUGCCACAGUUUUAGCCAUUUCACGAUCGUUAAGAUUUACACCCAAUUCACCAGUUUACAGAGGGGGCCCCCCUAACAUAUUGCCAUGCCAAACAUAAUGACUCUGGCAUAGGAGCAUCUUUCUAGGGAGACUAGAAAUAUUCCAAUACAGUGUGUUAGAAAUGCCAUCCUAGCCAUCAUAGCCUGUAAGGGCCUGUGUAUCUAGAGAAGGCCUCUAGAAAAAACACAACAAAAUAACCAGUCUUAUUCCAAAUGUAUCCUGAUUGCUGAGCACCUGCCCCUUGGAUCUCUAAUGCAAACAUUUGCUGACUGUGUCAGUAAAUGCCCAUAGUGGGUGGUCAUUCCCUAAAGCGGAAAGGGAAAUACACAGUUGUAAAAUGCACUGUUGCCUUCUUGAAUUUAGGGAAACUUUUUAUUUUGAUUUAAUGAGAACAUUAGAAAUACUUGGGAAUCAACUAUUUCAGAGGGGACUUGGUGGAAAGUAGCUUCUAGAUCUGAGGCCUCCUUGCCACUUCCCUACUCUUAGCCCUAAUGUUCAUCAUUCCCCUCCACUAUUGACUUAACCGUCACCCCUCAGUUUGGGGAGGCUGCUAUCCAUUCCAUGGAGUAUACUGUAAAUGUCUGUCUUUCCCAUGGCUAAGCAUUCCUUCUUGGGGGCUUGUUCUAGAUAUUGUAGAGCUGAUGCUCCUGGGAAUGGCUUGACUGGAGUAUCCAAGGGAGGAAAUAACUCUUAGUAAGGAAUGGUGCUCCUCUACACCCUGCCUUCCUCUUCUGCUCAGAUGCCUAAUGGUACAUUCCAAGCUUACUCUCACUCGGCAAGAUCAUGUGUUUGGAUAACAUGGGAAGGAUUGUGUAUCCCAGGCCCGUGCAUCUCAGUACUUCACUUUAGCUAACCAGGUGGUGGUGGUUUGCGUGUUCUUGUAACAAAAUAGCCUUAUUUAUUGUUUACUAAUGGGUCAAAUCCAAAUCUUUUGAUUUUUCUUUCUUGUUGCCUUUUGGUUAGCUUUGUCCCUGAGUUUUCUUGCCCCCCAGAAAAUCACUUUUCAUAUGCAGGUGGCUGCAAUUAAGGGUGAGGCCAGGAGCAGCAUUCCUUCUCAUGCUUUGCAUGAAACUUGUGUCCCUCUCCCUCUGCUGCUGCAGAAGGGCUGAAAGACCCUACUGAAGUUAGAAUAAUUCUCUGCAAGUUCCACAUGUGAGGAUUCCUUCCAGAGUCUGGCACGUGUGAACCAUGCCAACAUCAUGAUCUUGGCCCUGAGUGAGACUCUUGUGAGCAUGCUCUGUGAAGAUGCACUGUAUGCUGGGGAGGGCUGAGCAGGACAGCAGUUUCUAACAUGCAGUUAACUGCUAGCAAAGAAGUUGCUUUUCUUUGCAGUGGGUGCAGGGGGAGAAACUGGAAGGAAAAUAUGACAUACAAACUCAGUGCCAGAGGUGGUAAGCUCUGGUUUAUCACAUUCAGCUGAAUGUGCUUAAGUUGGAGUAUGAUUUCUGUUAAUGCAGAACUAUUUAGUUCAGAAAGAAUGUAGUUGUUUGAGUUCUUUUGCCAGCUUUUGGUUUUCAAAGUUAAUUCUGAGUUCAGUGUGAGACCAGAUCAGAACCGGUCAACUAGCUUUUCCCCCGUUAAAAUAUUUCUAUAUAAUUUUAUAAACUGUUUGUGAUUUGACUAAACCAAUGAGGUCUUUUACGAUAGUGUCAUGGAGAGGAGCAGCACCCAAAUAUGUACUGUUGCUUUCCAGCUUCUGAGGGUAAGGAGAUGGGCCAGCCUAGGUUUUCAGCCUAAUAAUGAGACACUGUGUUGGGCCCCAGUCACAGUGUAUGCUCUAAUUCACAGCAAAGGCUCAGUUGAAUGGGAGAGGAGAGGACUAACUAGUACAGCCAAGAUCUCUUGCACUAUAUGUGUUGCCGAAUGUUACCUGCAGAACCUGUCUGUAAGGGUGAGGGAGCAGCAUCCUGCCUCCUUUACUGGAUAGAAACAGCCUGUGCCACGACCGUUUCCCCAAAACAAACUCUUUAUUUUGAUUUUGUAAUUGAUUGAAAGCAAAAGAUCUGUGUUCUAGGGUAAAUCACCGAAAUGCCAGAGUGCAAAGAGCACUGGAGAGAUUGGAUGUUUGCAUAAGGGGAGACAUGUUAACACAUGCACAGGGAAGGGUCUCUAAGUAGUAUGCAGGGGUAAUAUUGUGAGCCUCCCCAAGUACAAUGUACAAAACAGACUAAGCAAGAAAUCAUAGACUGUACAGUAAAAACUGUUUGAACUUAGUCCUUUUUUUAACGUAACAUUAACAAGACUCUUUGUAAAUUGUUUUCCUUUCUGUGUAUAAAAUCCUGGCAGUUUCUUGUUUUUUACAUGUUCAUGCUGUGUAAUUUUGAGAUGUUACUGAGAUUCUGAACAUAAUGUGCUUUUUUUCUGUACAGAUGAAAUGGGAGAAUUUAAUAAAAAAAAGUCUGCAGGUUUUUACUUGUUUUAUCUUUGUUAAUUGUGAAUUAAAAGGAAUUCACCCACA